UAAGAUAAUAUCUAGAGGGAAAAUCACAACACUUUUAACUUUUCUUGUUUUUAAAUCCAAAGCAUGUGGAGAGAAAAUGCAAUUAGUAUAAUCAUUGCUUCCUGUGUAGGUGAUUACGUUAUUCAAGCAUGUGAAUUGAAUUCUUUACCAAAAGAUGUAUGUAAGGAAUGUGGGGGUUUGCCUAUUGUCAUUUGCACAAUAGCAAAAGCCUUGAGGAACAAGAGUCGUCCAUCUGCUUGGAAAGUUGCCCUGCAAGAAUUAAAAGCGCCUUCACCGACAAAGUUUAUAGGAUUUUUGGAGAAGGAAUACGUGAAGAUCGCCUUGAGUUACAACUAUUUAAGAAAUGAUGAGCUCAAGAAAACUUUUCUAAUUUCUAGUCUCAUGAAAAAUAAUACUUCCAUUUCAAACUUGUUCAGACAUGUUGUGGGUCUGGAUAUACUUCAAGGAGCUAACCUGAAAAUGGAAGAAGCAAGAGAUAGACUAGAUAAAUUGGUUUGCGAGCUCAAAGACUCAUGUUUGUUAUUGGAUGGUUUCACAACGGGACAAUUUGCUAUGCAUGAUGUAAUUCGAUCUGUUGCUAUAACAAUUGCAUAUACAGACUACCAUGUAUUUACGGAGAGAAAUGAUGUUGAAAAGGAAUGGAAGGACAAAGAUAAACUCAAGAAAUGCACAAAAAUCUCCUUACGUCCUAGUAGUACUAUUAUUAGUCAGCUUUGGCCUGAAGAUUUGGAUUGUCCAAAUCUUGAAUAUUUUUGUAUGACUAAUAUAUGGAACACUUCUUUCCAAGUCCCAGAAGACUUCUUCAGAGUGAUGCCGAAGCUCAAGGUUUUAAAUUUAUUUGAAAUGCAGCAAUUGCCGUUGUCACUUGAUCUUCUAACAAACCUUCAAACAUUGUGUUUAGAUCAAAGCAAAAUUGAAUAUGUUGUUAUCAUCGGAAAGCUAAAGAAACUAAAAGUUCUUAGCUUACGACAUUCAUAUAUUAAGGAGUUGCCUACAGAAAUAGGUCAAUUGACUCAGUUAAGGAUUUUAGAUUUGAGGUAUUGUUGGCAAUUGAAAUAUAUUGCACCAAAUGUGAUAUCAAAAUUAUCACGACUGGAAGAAUUGUAUAUAAAGGGAUGUCCUAUUCAGUGGAAGGUUGAAAUAGUUGAAGAGUUCAAGCACUUGGCUCAAGUGACCACUUUAACAUUAGUUAUUAAAGAUGACGUUGUUUUGCCUCAAGGCUUCUUUUCCAGAGACCUUAAAAGGUACGAAAUCUCCAUAGGACAUUCGUUGUUAGACCCACAGGAGCGUGAGUUCACACGGGUGUUGAAAUUUAAAUUUAAUUCUACCAUCUCUUUAGAAGAUUUACGGAGAAUCAAGAAUGUUGAAUUCUUAUGGUUAACUGAAUCGUUAAAUGUUGAGAAUGGUGUUUAUAAUUCUGAAAUGAGGCCACUUUUUGAAGAGCAGGUUAUCUUCCCUGAUUUAAAGGUCUUGGCAUUGACAAAUAUUAAGUGUAGAAAGAUUUGGGAUAGCCAACUUCCAACUUCCUCUUGUCAAAACUUGACAAAAUUGACCUUGAUGAGUUGUAGAAACAUAACAUAUGUGUUUCCGUCUUUUAUCGCCAAAAGUCUCUGGCAGCUCCAAGAACUAGAGAUAAGGGAUUGUAAGGUUUUAGAGGAGAUUGUUGCUAAAGAAGAAGGAGCAAAUGCAGUGGUCAGUUUUGUCUUUCCGAAUGUAACCAUUUUCAAGCUUGAAGAUCUACCACAACUUACAGUUUUCUAUCCUGGAAUACAUACUUUGAAAUUACCAAUGUUAAAAGAGUUGAUAGUGAUGAAUUGUGGUAAGUUUUCUUCAAUCAAUCUGGACUUCCAAGAGAACGAUAAGGAGGGUGAAACUCAUAUUUCAGAGCCAAAAUCUCUCUUCUUAGACAAUAAGAUCAACUCUGAUUUGGAGGAAUUGAAAUUGACAGAGAUGAAAUGGCAGAAUCGAUCUAAAACUCUUGAUAUCAACUUUGAUAAAUCAGCAAAUAUUCCAUUUGCACUCCUUGAGAGAUUUAAAAAUCUAGAAGGUCUUAAACUAUCUUGCUGUGAAUACAAAGAAAUAUUCUCAUGUGGAAAGGAUGAGAAACAGAUGCAAAUCACUCUAAGGCCAUCCUUAACUUCUUUCCAAAAUCUUAAAGUUAUGGAAGUUUACAAGUGCAAUCGGUUGAUGAAGUUAAUAACAUCUUCAACAGCUAGAAGCUUGGUGCAAUUGAGAGAAAUGAGCAUAAAAGAUUGUGAAAUGUUGAUUGAAAUAGUAGAAAAUGAGGGAGAUGCAACGAGGAGUAUUGAAAUAGUUUUUGACAAUUUGAAGAAGUUGUCACUUACAACUUUAAAAAGUCUCACUUGCUUUUGCUCUGGAAAUUACUUUUUCAAUUUCCCAUCUUUAGAAGAGUUAAUUAUAAGGAUUUGCCCCAAUAUGAAGACUUUCUCUCAAGGAAUCUUAAGUACGCCAAAGUUACACAAAGUCAAUUAUGACAGCUUGGAAAAUAUAUUUGAUUGGGAGGAAAUGACAGCUAAAUAUAACCUUCAUACAAUCACACGAGAAGCAUACAAAAAAAAGGUUCGUAUCAAAUUGUUUAAGGAUGUAUAUGCAAACACUCGAAUGGAGGAUGAAGAACACGCUGGAGCACUUUCAAAAUUAAAAGAUUUAAAGUAUAUUUGGAAACAAGACUCCCAAUUGAACUCUAGUCUUCAAAAUCUUGAUUGUCUGGAGGUGCAAUAUUGUCACAAUUUGAUGACUUUGCUGCCAUCUUCAACAUAUUUUGAAAAUCUAACAACUUUGACGGUGACCAAGUGCAAUGGAAUGCAAAACUUAAUGUCAUUUUCAAUAGCCAAAAGUAUGGUGCAAUUAAAAUACUUGUCAAUUCAAGGAUGUGAAAUGAUGAUAGAAGUAUUAGCAAACGAGGGAGAUGUAGAGAAAAGUGAAUUUGUUUUUGAGAAAUUGAAGGAGUUGUGCUUGUCGAAUUUAGAAAGUCUCACUUGUUUCUGUUCUGGGAAUUACACCUUAAAAUUUCCAAUUUUGGAAAGCUUAUUUGUGUGUAAAUGCUUUAAGAUGAAGACUUUCUUUGGAGGAGGCUUAAGCAUGCCAAGGUUAAAGACGUUGAAUGAUAAAACUUGUUCGAAGAGUGACAUUGAUACAAUUUCAACAAUCAGUUUGUCAGAACAAACAAGAAUUAGUCUAACAGAGCUCGGAAGAAGCUUAAAGUUCUCUUUGAGAUGUAAGACAUCUUCGAGUCAAAGAGACAUCGGGAAGGAUGAUGAUGAGGCGCUCGUUUCUGAUGUUGAAAUUGUUCAGCAAUGGGCUGCCAUUGAGAGGCUGCCGACUUUUGACUGGCUCAAGGCUUCUCUAUUCAAUAAGGAAGGAGAAGAGAAGGUUGUGGAUGGAGAGGGGAAGAGGGUGGUUGAUGUCACGAAGCUUGGUCCAGUUGAGAGGCGUGCUUUUAUAGAGAAGCUUAUUAAGCAUAUUGAGCAUGAUAAUCUGAAGUUGUUGGGGAAGAUUAGAGAAAGAAUUGAGCUAGUUGGUGUGGCAUUGCCAAUUAUAGAGGUGAGAUAUAAGAAUUUCAAUGUGGAAGCCAAUUGUGAGAUUGUUCAUGGAAAACCGCUCCCAACUCUAUGGGAUUCUCUUAAACUUUGGCUUUUGGUUCUCUCAAAACUUAAGGUUCAAAGUCAAAUCAAGCUAAGAUAA
Molecule: messenger RNA, 3705 nt
Organism: Pistacia vera
Lineage: Eukaryota; Viridiplantae; Streptophyta; Magnoliopsida; Sapindales; Anacardiaceae
Exons: 7
Coding region: 64-3705 (1213 amino acids)
Molecular function (GO): protein binding
Source: RefSeq, a predicted model, not a curated record